GUCGACGAACGAACUGACAGUUUACUUUUAUGGGCUAUCGCCGACAGACCAUAGUAAGUAAGUAAACAGUUUAUUGAUUGAUUCAUGGAUAUUAAUUUAAAAAUUACAAUAAAUAAGUAUUUACAAAUCCCGUACCGUGCUUGUCCAUUUAAUACCCUCCAACCAUCUAGAUUAUAUUGAUUUAUCUCAAAACUUACCUAUAAGUUAUCCUGGGAAGAGUUAUUUCGAAGAAAAUAUUAAAUAUAACAUGCAGGACUUUCCUACCAUCAUUUUAACGGGAUUUUUAUUACAGCGAUACGGUGUUGAGGCUAUACUUGCAAGAACGGAGACUAGAGAAAUAAAAAAAGUAACUAUGUCUCUUGACGACCUAGCACUUGAAUAUGAAGAUGAUAAAAAUUCUAUGAUUGGAAAAGCUGAGAAUGAAAAUACCAACAUAUACGAAGAUUUUUAUGACGAACUAGAUAAUAGAAUCAGAAUAGACAAGUCGAUGAACAUUAUUUUCUUUGGGCCAUCCGAUUCGUUCUUGAGGCUUGAUCCUGAGACUAUUUUGCAUAUGUUGGUACAUACAAAAAAAGAUUUAAUUCCGAUAACAAGAGUAUUGUUGUCAUGGGAUGUAAUCACAGAUGGGCAAACUGCAGCUUUCUUACAAGGGAGAGAAUUGUUAGCAUUUGGAACACUUUUAAAUGUAGUCCCUGAAGAGGAUUUGUAUUAUUUGAACUUCGGAGAACCUUCAGUCCUAAGAUAUUUCUCAAAUAAUGCUAUACACUUACAUAGACGCAAGUAUGGAGUUUUAGUAGCAGCCUACAGACGCUAUUUUGGUAAUGAAUGGUACACCAAUAGCUCCCAAAUAAAUGAGCUUGGAUAUCUCAUCUGCGGAUUUCCAUCAAUUGAUUUGAUGAAAAUAACACCACAAACUUUUAGAGAAAUAAAUGUGGAUAUAAUGAGCAAAUUAACCAAUUGCAAUAUCAAUCAAACAAAGACACUAUACGACAUAGCGACUCACCCAGAUGCCUAUGGAGAACCAUACAAGUGGUCAUCGCAUGAAAUAGGAAGAAUGAAUGCAUUAUUUGCCUGUGAGUAAAAGAUAUGGCAAAAUAGUAUAGGGUGU
Ostrinia furnacalis (Asian corn borer) is the source of this 1108-nucleotide messenger RNA. RefSeq lists its product as uncharacterized. The record is from RefSeq and is a predicted model, not a curated record. Bases 248 to 1081 code for a protein of 277 amino acids. NCBI's taxonomy places the organism in Eukaryota, Metazoa, Arthropoda, Insecta, Lepidoptera, Crambidae. The transcript is spliced from 6 exons.